This is a messenger RNA of Periophthalmus magnuspinnatus, 10221 nucleotides long. RefSeq names its product ring finger protein 10 (gene rnf10). Lineage: Eukaryota; Metazoa; Chordata; Actinopteri; Gobiiformes; Gobiidae. The record is from RefSeq and is a predicted model, not a curated record. Bases 405 to 8459 code for a protein of 2684 amino acids. Gene Ontology annotation, molecular function: metal ion binding; transcription cis-regulatory region binding. Gene Ontology annotation, biological process: positive regulation of myelination; positive regulation of transcription by RNA polymerase II. The transcript is spliced from 28 exons.
GAGCUACAAGAAACAUACGGGUCCUUCUGAUCUCUGUCUGGCGACCCGUCGCCAUUAGUGCAGUCUGAUUUCGACCGAUAUAUUUUUUUGGCCUAAAUAUUUAAGACGUUGCGUUUGGGGACUUGUAUUAAGUGCCCAACGCCUUUUUGGAGGCAUACAGCGUUGAUCUAACGUGGAAGGAGCGCGUUUUAGGGGUGUUGGCCCCGCGUGGCGAGCUUUCGUCCUCACCUCUACAAUCCUACCUAAGUUGAGACGCCGAUAUCGUGUCUCUUAUUUUUUUCUCGGUUUGUUUUGUUGCAAAGAUGUCGCCGUGAUGGGGUCUCCGUGUUUGAUAGAAAUGAUUCAGGGCCGUUGCCGCCUGACCCGCACUCACUGCAGCCCAUUUUCUUUGGUUUUUCUGUUUGAUGCUCGAGAGCUCAGCGGCUCUCAGCUCGGAGCUUGGCCUUUCCUUUGCUCACCGCACGGAGACCAACAUGGAGAAAAAUCCCAACAACAACACCAGCAGCAAGGUUCCGCCCCGUUCCAGCUCUACAGGCCCGACAGCGGGCGACUCUAAACCCAAAGCAGAAAGUAAAAAUAAUGGAGGCUCAAAGCGGUAUAACCGCAAGCGGGAGCCUUCUUUCCCCAAAGCGGACAGCUUCCACAGCGGUCCACGACGCCCCAAUACACAGAAAGGCAAAAGUUUUGACAAGAGACCCUCUCAGAGAGGUGGAGGGCGCCAGUAUGGCGUUACAGGUGGAGGACGACGUGAGGAGGUAGCAGAGACGCGCCGGGCCGAGUUUAGCCCGGCUCAGUUUGCUGGACCUAAGAAAAUAAGUUUAAACCACCUGCUGAACUUCACGUUUGAGCCUCGUGGUGGUGGUGGUGGUGGUGGUGAUGUAGGCCCCUCCUGUUGGGGGCGCCGCAACAAAUGGGGCCACAAGCACAAGCCCUUUAACAAGGAACUAUUCCUGCAGGCAAAUUGCCAGUUUGUAGUUGCUGAUGACCAGGACUACAAGGCACAAUUCACUGAUCCAGACACUCUUGUUAAUUGGGACUGUGUGCAGCAAGUGCGUAUUUACAGUCAUGAGGUGCCAUCUUGCCCCAUCUGCCUCUAUCCUCCAGUGGCAGCUCACAUCACUCGUUGUGGGCACAUUUUCUGCUGGCCUUGUAUGCUGCACUACUUGUCUCUUAGUGACAAGAGCUGGUCAAAGUGCCCAAUCUGCUACGAAGCAGUUCACACUGGUGAUCUGAAAAGUGUUGUUGCAAUGGAGACCAGACAGUAUAUGGUUGGUGAUGUCAUAACAAUGCGCCUGAUGCGGAGGGAAAAGGGAGCAUUGGUAGCACUGCCCAGCUCACGGUGGGUGAAGGUGGAGGAGCCUGUCCGCUAUGGAGAUUCAUGUCUCAGCGCCUACUCUAAGCUGCUGCUGAUCUCUCCUGAGCAGGCCUUGGAAAUGGUAGGAGAGGAAAAGGCUGCACUGCACUCUCAGCUCAGCCAGGAAGAUGACUCUCAAGGAUGUUUUAUCCAGAGUGCUCUGUUGCUUUUAAAGGAAAGGGAGGAGGGAUUGUUGCAGCAGCAGAAAUCAAAUGCGGGUGACACUUUUGACUUGUCGUCUCUGACUGUUGAAGAACCACCUUCUCCAAUUGAAGAAGUGAUUAAGAGUAGCAACAGCACUAAGCCAGUGCUGCAGUACGCCUCAGCAUUUGACGAUGAAGUGUUAGAGCUGCCAGAGGAUGACUCUGAGCAGCCACAGCUCCCUGAAGGCGUUUUGGAGAGUGUUUUGGAGGAUGUCCCAGAGGAGAUCCUGGAGGCUGCAACAGAGACUGCACUUGAACUGACCGAGGACUUCACUGAGGAUCCCCCUGUGUGGCAGCCUGACACAAGCCACACCGCAACUAAUGUGGUGCAUGGACCCUACUACUAUUUCUAUCAAGCUGACGACUGCCAGCAGAUGUUCUUGCAUCCUGUGAAUGUACGUUGUCUGCUGCGUGAAUAUGGGAGUCUGGAAGCCAGCCCUGACACAAUCACUGCUAAAGUGGUAGAGAUAGUAGGGCACUCAGUCACUGAGGAUAUCCGUCGUAGACAUCGUUAUCUGGCCCAUUUGCCACUCACGUGUGAGUUCAGUAUCUGUGAAUUGGCCUUGCAGCCACCAAUAAUUUCCAAAGAGACUUUGGACACUUUUGCAGAUGAUUUGGAAAAAAGAAAACGUCUGAGACAGAAGAAAGCGAGGGAUGAGAAGCGUCGUGAAAAACGCAUUGAAAUUGAGGAGAAUAAGAAGCAGGGGAAAUACCCAGAAGUGCAUAUUGGACUAGAAAACCCACAUCAUUUCCCAGCCUUUGGGUCUCCUCCAUGCAACAGCAGCCUCCCAGUCCAACCUGACUUUACUUUUGCUCCUCCCUCACCCCUCAGCAGCAGUCCUCCCGCUGAUGGGAUGGUAUUUCCAAACCUGAAUGGUCAAAGCCCCUCUACACCUGUUGUGGGAAGUGUGGAGGAGGACAACCACUGCAUGUCCUUUGCACAGAUGCUUAAAGACGGAAAGGCCAGAGUUGAUUCUGGACACAGGAUGCCUUCAAAGAAAGAUGCGCUGCUGGCUCCACCUGCUGCAGAUAGCGAUGGAGAGAGUGACAACUCUGACCGUGUCCCAGUGCCCAGUUUUCAAAAUUCUUUCAGCCAGGCUUUUGAGAAAGCACUUCUGGAGCUAGACUCUGUUCCCGUUUCUUCCCCCCAACCUCUGGUUGGACAAGAUGAUAAAGGAGGCAAGAAGAAAAAGAAAAAACAGAAGCUUCUUUUCAGUACAUCAAUGGUUCUAGCUGGUAUACAUAUGGCUGCUGAGGUGGAAGUCCAGUCUGGAGAGGUGGGGAGGUCUGGGGGGCGCCUGCACCUUAGUCCACUCAUGGACUCAAAUAAUAAAAACUGCCUGGAUCUGUCCACCAUGAACCAGUCUCAAUUCAUCAGUCCUGAACCAAGCAAACCUGUCCCGGGCCCCAAGCCACGUCUGACCCCCAAACCCUUUGCUGUUGACAGAAAUCCCACAAUUAAACCCAUACUUGCCCCCAAACCGCAACCAAAGCCCCGUCCAGAAUCCACUAGUACACCUGGAUACAAACCAGAUCUACCUAGUACCCCAAAACCUCAAACACCAUCCACAACUAACCAACCUAAACCCACUAUGACCAAUUCCACCCGUCCCACUUCAACAACUUUCAAAACCUCCAAGUUAAAUACAGGGCAAACUACCAAGCCAGUUGCUCAACCUUUUAAAGCAGCGCCUCCUAUCGCUGGUGAUCCAAGUAAGCCAAUAUCCCCUUCUCCAAAACCUUUAGAUUUGACUUACUCGAGAAGCCUUAAAAGACCACCCUCCGCAGAGUGGUCUGGGUUGACGAAAAGGGAGGAGGGUGAUUUGGAGUCACCUAAUAAAGUUGGGACAUCAAUUACAAGGGCGAAAUCUAUGGGGUAUCUUUUACAAAUAGGACAAGAGGAAAACGAUAAGACCAAAUCUGAAACAUCUGUUUUGCUUAGACCCCAGCCCAGAGGCAUCAGGCAGAGACCGGUAUCAGCAAUUUUCCCAAUGAGUCCAACCAAAACUGAUUCACCAAAUUCUGCUUUCCCACGGACUGAAAGAAGACCUCUGUCAGCAGAUCUAACUUCCAAAUUUGAGUCUAUGGGUCUUUCUUUGCACCAUACAACCCCAAAAGAAAAUGAAAAUACUCCAGAUGAAAAUUUGCAAAAGAGAGAGCAAGAGAAAACAGUCAAGACAACACUUCAAAAUACAAAUGCUACAACCAUUAAAACAGACCAAUGCAAUGACAAUGUACAAGCAAAAGAUGCUGAGGAAACCCGUGGGGCUAGUAUCAAAUCAAGAAUUAGCCUUCUGCUUGAUUCGUCUUCCCAAGUGUCAUCUGCCACGGGACAAACUCUGGAUACUGAAGCUGAGCCUGCAGUAGGGGUCAAACAGCUCAUUAAGCAGCUCACUGUGGACCAAAUCACCCCAAAUCAGAGCCCUGUGUUAAAACCAGCCCUGAAACCACGCCCCCUGCCCCUUGACCUAACCAAAAGGUUUUCGCCUGAUCCUGCGUUUUCUCCAAAUGACACUACAGAUCGCCAUGACACCAGCAAAGCUCUCCAGAGGAGGGGGGAAGAUUCAGCCAGGACACCUAGUGAUGAAAAGACAUUUGUGGAUUUAAAAGACUUCCCGGAUCAAAUGAAAACACCUAUGUCUGAGAGGCCUGACUUGAUGUUGUCUCCAAAGGAAAGCGAAGCCCUGACAGUUCGAGCUUCUGUGUUUGAAAAUGUCAUAGAAAAGCACAAUGUUUUGAUGGUGGAUGAAAAUAAAAAUGAUAAACCAAUACUUGAUAAAACCAAUGAAGAGGGAAAGCUUGUCACUGCCACCUACAAGGAGCCGAUAUCGCCGUCAGGGCCAGUUUGUAUAGUGCAUGCAUUUGACACUGUCCCAGCUGCAGAGGGGAGCACAGUGAUCAGUGAAAACAUCCCAUCUGCCCAAUGGGAGGACAAAGCCAUGACGCUACGUUUAAGGCGCUCAGAAGGGACAAAAACCACACCUGACAAAACAAGUCCAGAACCAAUUUCAACUGCCCCGAGAUAUCUACGAGUGGGGGCCCUGCCAAAAUGGACCUUAGAUGAUGACAUUGAUAUGGAGACAGGAAUGCCAAAAGAUAAACCAAGAGAUUUUGAGGUAGAGGAUCCAUCUGCUGCCGCUGCUAAACGCUUGAAGACACAACAGACAGAGGAACAAGCAAAACCAAGAGCGACCUAUUUUGCCUUGACUGGACAAAUGCAGGAAACACUCACAACCACAUCGGUCGCUGCAGAUAAUGUGUCUUUUUCUGACCCCUUUGCCCAGUUGAGUUCCCAAGGGAACGUUUUACCGUUUAAAAGGAAUCCAUCUUUAGAUGAAACCUUUAAUAAAAUAUCUGAAAGUGAUGCUGAUAACAUUCCCAGUAAAUCAAAUAUAGAGGCUCAAAGUGAAAAGCAAAAACAACUUCAAGUGGAAAGAGAGGCAGAGUUAGAAUAUGGCAGAUUGAAGGAGAGGGAGAUGCAGCGUGAGUAUGAAAAGCAGCGGCAGAAAGCAUUUGAGAAAGAGAAGCAGGAAUUUGAAGAAAAACAACGUGUGCUCGAGAUCCAGAAGCAGAUCGAGCUGGAACGACAACAGCAUCUCAAAUUUGAAAAACAAAGACAACUUGAGCUCAAGAGACAGAGACAACUUGAAAUGGAAAGGCAGAAACAAUUAGAAGUGGAGAGGCAAAGGCAAAAUGAAUUGGAACGGCAGAAGCAGGUGGAAGUUGAAAGGCAAAAGCAGGCAGAGCUCGAGAGACUAAGGCAAAUUGAGUUGGAAAAGCAGUGGCAGAUAGAGCUUGAAAAGCAAAGACAGCUUGAGCUAAAAAAGCAGAAGCAGGAACUUGAAAGGCAGAAACAACUAGAAUUGGAGAAUCAGCGACAAAUAGAGAUGCAGAGGCAACGGCAGUUAGAAGCUGAAAAACAAAGGCAGAUGGAGCUGGAGCGACAGAGGCAACAGGAGCUGGAGCGACAGAGGCAACAGGAGCUGGAGCGACAGAGGCAACAGGAGCUGGAGCGACAGAGGCAACAGGAGCUGGAGCGACAGAGGCAACAGGAGCUGGAGCGACAGAGGCAACAGGAGCUGGAGCGACAGAGGCAACAGGAGCUGGAGCGACAGAGGCAACAGGAGCUGGAGCGACAGAGGCAACAGGAGCUGGAGCGACAGAGGCAACAGGAGCUGGAGCGACAGAGGCAACAGGAGCUGGAGCGACAGAGGCAACAGGAGCUGGAGCGACAGAGGCAACAGGAGCUGGAGCGACAGAGGCAACAGGAGCUGGAGCGACAGAGGCAACAGGAGCUGGAGCGACAGAGGCAACAGGAGCUGCAGCGACAGAGGCAACAGGAGCUGGAGCGACAGAGGCAACAGGAGCUGGAGCGGCAAAGACAAAUGGAGCUGGAGCUGGAGAGGCAGAGAAAUAUUGAACUUGAAAAGCAGCGACAGACAGAGCUUGAGAAACAGAAGCAAAUAGAAGCUGAACAACAUAAACAAAAAGAGAUAGAAAGGCAUAAGCAAAUUGAACUUGAAAAGCAAAGGCUAAUUGAGCUUGAGAGACAAAAAUUGCAGGAGAUGGAAAGAGAAAAACAACUGGAGCUGGAGAAAGAGCAACAGUGGCAGUUGGAGAAGGAAAGGCGCGAGUUGGAGAAGCAAAGGCAUCGUGAGGAGGAGCGACGUCAGAAAGAGUUAGACAGAGAGAGAAAACUCCUGGAGAAGCAAAAGGAGAGGCAGAGGAUGCAGGCUGAAGCAGAGGAGCAGGAGAGAAGGCGGGAACUUGAACUGCAGAAGCAGAGAGAAAGGCAACAGGUGCUUGAGCUGGAGAAACAGAGGCUCAGAGAGAAAAUGGAAAAGGAACAGGCAGAAAAGCUCCGUCAGAUGGCUCUAGAGCAGGAGAUGCUGAGGCUGAGAGAGGUGGAGAAAGAGAGGGAGAGACAGAAGGAGCUGGAGAGAGAGAUGGAAAGAGAGAAGCAGCGGGAACAAGAACUGCAGCGACAAAGAGAGUUAGAGAAACAAAGGCAAAAGCAACUGGAUAUAGAGAGGCAGGAGCUUGAGAAGCAGAGGAUCAGACAACAAGAGCAAGAGAAAGAGAGACAAAGAAGGGAGGAGCUGGAGAGGAGGCAGCUGCAGGAGUUUGAGAAGCAGAAACAGGUAGACAGGCAGCAAAUACUCGAGCUGGAGAAACGCAGACUUAAAGAGAAGAUGGAGAGGGAGGAGGCAGAGAGGAUGAGGCAGAUCGCCAAACAACAGGAGGCUGAAAGACAACGCCUCAAAGAGAAAUUGAAGAAAGAGGAGCAGGAGCGCAUCAGGCUGGAGUCUGCAGCUCUCAGACCCAAAGUUGUGGAUCUAGACUCUGUUCUGAGAAAUGAGCAGUCCAAAGGCUCGCCUCGUGGAGACCCUUCCACACGAUGGAAGGAGCCAUCGCUUAAAUCUGAGCAGAACCUCAGACCAGGCAUCCUGGACAUAGACUCUUUCAAUACUCUGAGUCAGCCCUCCCCCACUAGAGACUUGUUUCCAGUGGCUGGUAUUCAGGAAGUAAACCCACGAGUACCAAUUCCGCCACAAAACACAGCAGGCUUACAAAGUCCUGUUUGGACUACUUCUCCUCAGGAUCCGUGGGAACUGCGGUCUGUAGAGAUGUCUGUGGACAAACCAGAACAACCCAAAAAAUCUUUGGGCAAAACCAGCUUAGAGCAGCUGCUGCUGAGGCAGGAGGAGCGCUGCCAGGCCCCUCAGAGGCGCUGGUCCGGUUUUGUGGUGGAUGACCCGUUUCAGAUGGGACCAUUCUCUGGACUUGAAACCAAACCUGCAGCAAAUACUUCUGCAGUCUCUAUAACCUCUCCCUCUGAGCAAGUCUGGCUCCACAAAGAAACACCUCAAGGGCAAAGCCGGGCUGAAGGGCAAAGCCGGGCUGAAGGGCAAAGCCGGGCUGAAGGGCAAAGCCGGGCUGAAGGGCAAAGCCGGGCUGAAGGGCAAAGCCGGGCUGAAGGGCAAAGCAGGACUGAAGGCCCAAGUCAGAGGAGGACCCAGGGCUCUACGGAGCUGAACAGGAUCCGAUCCCGCAGCAUGUUAAGGCGCUCUGCUCCUUCUAGCAGUGCGGUAGAGAGCAGUUUGUCCAGGAUGAGGAGCCGCAGUGCCCACAGAGACCAGGUCCGAGACGGCUUGGUUCAACAAAAACAAGAUGGAAGCACAGAAGAUGAGUCAAAGGACCAUGAGACCGACAGUCAGUACGGGACCUGGGAGACAGGACUGCGUUCUGAAGACAGCCUAACACCAGCCACGCCGAGCUCUGAAAGUAACCUCAGCCCCUCACACGUAAAAGCCACCUCACCACAAACUCCUCACCUGGACACAGAUGCUAUCGACGGUGUCCCACCCUCCUCUGAGCUGCUGCCUUUCCCAGAUGCUCAAGUCACCUUGUUAGACAAUAGUGCUCAGCGUUCACGUGCUCAGCUGGGAAAGAAGCGUGCUCCCCGGACCCGACCGUCCAGAGCUGCUAAACAGACUCCGGCUGAAGGAGGGGCCUCUGACGACUGGAUCUACAAAGACUCCACAGAGGAGAAGGUUGAAAGCAAGAGGGAGGACUCAGACUCCGAAGAGCAGCACAGAGGAUCCGACGCUGGUCCCAUUGCUGCCCCCUCUCAGCCUCAGAGGGUCGCCCUGUUUCCUGGAAUGGAUCAGUCCGCUUUAAUGGCUCAGCUAAAGAAAAGAGGUGAAUCUGACAAUCAGACAGAUGGUUCUACCCCUACUCCGUCUCAUCUGUCCCGCUCUCCCAAGUCACCUUUCCUUCCUCGGGCCACUCGUGUACUGCCCCCUCCUGGUGGAAAGGAAAAUGGUGAGGAGGAUUCGCCCCAGUGGUUGAAAGAGCUGAAGUCCAAGAAACGCUUGAGCCAAUAUGAAAGUGAAAGCUAAUACAUAUUCAGAUUGCCUUAACAGAGAAUAUAUGUAAAAAAACAAAAAACAAAAACAAAGCCUUAAAAGUUUGACCCGGGAUCCAAGAGGGGUAACUAUUCUGCUGCUCAUGUAUUUUACUUUACGCUCUGGUCCUGCUGAGGUCAAAAUAAAUGUGCAUGGUGCCUUUUUAUAUGAAAGUCUUGUGGAGAAAUUAUACAAAGACAAAAUACAUCUACCUACUCUGAUUGUCUUGUCAAUGGGAGAUUCUUGGGAUAGACUGAAGAGCAUAAAUUACAUAAUGGGACCACUACAACACCUCUUUCAUAGGAUAGGCUUAUUCUGAUGGACAGUUUCAGUUCAUUUACUUGAUUAGUCCACACUAAAUAAUACUGUAUGUGCAUAAUUGUGGUUGUUAGUUGCAGUCAUAAACACAUUGCCAUAGGAUUACACUGAAAAUAGAGAACAAAAAUCCCUGUAGACGUGAUUGUCUGCAGGCCUGUAUCAUACUGUAUGUUAUAAUCAUGAGAGGUUAUAUUUGUAUCAGAGUAAAUAAAGUCAAAGCUAGUUUUGAAUGAGCUAGAUGCAAAAAUAUUAUAGAUUUUCAUUUUAUUUUGUAACACUCCAGAACAGUGUCAGUUGCUGCAAACUGUAUAUUAAUUUACUUCUCUGAGUUGAAGAUGGAUAUGAGCUCUGUAUGGCCAAGUGAAAGUACAUCUGUCAAUCAUGCACACUCCUUGUUAGCACAAACAUUAUCAAUCAAACAGUGCUAUUUAGUUGCAGCUAAUUACAAAUAUUAAGCCAUACACCCACUCCAAAGUAUCUUCUGGUAAACUUCAAUAUAUGUUCAAUUUCUUGUCUACUUUCUUUUCCAAAAAAUGUACAAUGUCUUUGUCUUGUCUGCGUGCAUGCACAAUCCUUCAAUCAGGAAAUGCUCAAUUUACAAGUGCAGAGUGAAGCUUUGCUGGUUUACGUGUGUGGACUAAAGGGUUGUACAGAAAAACACCUUAUAUCCAAAAUUGGCAAUUGUGAGAAUAUUAAUGGUAUGGAAUUAUUUGGAAAUGCCACUUUGACAUGGCUGAAGAAUUGGGAUGGGAUGAGAUUGUGGACUUAGUCUCGUGUCUCGUCUUGUGGGAAUUGUAUCCCAGCACUACUAAAGAAGCGAAAUUGUAUAUUUAUUACUCAAGAUCUAAAUCAAUGUGUAAAUAAAAUGAACCAAAAUUGUAACAAGGUACUUCUUAACAAUACAAUCGAAUAAAAUGAUCUCUGACACUUGCCAAAAUCCUAAUAUUAUUGCGAUGUAUUCCUAUUGAGUUCUCUAAUGUUGUAAUCUGCCUGUAUUAUCCAAACUCAUUCAAUUCAAGUUUCAAUUCAAGUUUAUUUAUAUAGCACAUUUAAAAACAACCUCAGAAAAAACAAACAAACUCAUGACAAUUUUCAAUCAACUACAUUGCAAUUAUAAAUCAUUGCACCACAUCCAUCCUCUUGCAAAAUACUAUCUGUCUCUUUACUCUGUGUCUUCAAAGCACUUUGUCACUUGAUGCACUACAGCACUGAUCGGACCUGUCGAUUUGGCCAUGUCUUGUCUCCUAUAUUUGGGUGAAUGCAUUUCUCCCUGAUAUAACUGUGUACAAUAGGUUUUACUUAUAUAAAUGUGAGGGUUUAUUUUUAUGUCUUUCUUUGUGCUUUUUUAUUUUGAGAGUAAAGAUGUAUAAUGCACUGUGUUGUUCUGGCCAGUGUCUAAAAGUGAAAACAUUCUUAAUAAAAUUGACUUGACAUAAAA